Oncorhynchus masou masou (cherry salmon) is the source of this 1657-nucleotide messenger RNA. RefSeq names its product psychosine receptor-like. Gene Ontology annotation, molecular function: G protein-coupled receptor activity. The record is from RefSeq and is a predicted model, not a curated record. Gene Ontology annotation, cellular component: membrane. Bases 92 to 1051 code for a protein of 319 amino acids. Gene Ontology annotation, biological process: G protein-coupled receptor signaling pathway. The transcript is spliced from 2 exons. NCBI's taxonomy places the organism in Eukaryota, Metazoa, Chordata, Actinopteri, Salmoniformes, Salmonidae.
GUUAUCGUUUGGGAGAUACACCAGAUAAUGGUAUGACUUUAAUCUACAUUAGAAGUAUGGUCCAAUCGGCUGCUCUCCUGUAUAAACCGUAAUGAAUUUCACUGCUGGAAUGGAGAAUUUCAGCCUCACCACCACAAAUGACUCAGACAAACUGUGUUAUCCAGCUGACUACCCUGAGGAGAGGAAACCCUUUUUCUUUCUGUACCUAGUCAUCAUUAUCAUUGGGAUUCCAUCCAACUCCUUCUCCCUCUAUGUGUCCUGGCAGCACAUCAGACAGAGGAACGAGCUGGGUGUUUAUCUGUUUAACCUGGCCCUGUCUGACCUCCUAUUCACCAUAGGUCUGUCUCUGUGGGUGUACUUGCAUUGGCGCGGUGUCUGGCUUCACGGGGAGGCUGUGUGCGUCAUCUCUGUCAUCCUCCUCUUUACAAACUUCUACACCAGCGAUGGGCUGCUUUGCUGUAUCGCCCUGGACCGUUACCUAGCUGUGGUCCACCCGCUGAAAUACCCAGUCCUGCGAAGGCUGAACACGGCCAUUGUGAUCAGCGUAGCUAUCUGGGUGCUGGUGAUCUCCUUCAACGCGGCCACAAUCACCUGGAUAGACUCGUACGACUUGGAGGUCUUCGACAUGUAUCCUCUGAGGGACAGGCUGGUGCAGGUCAACUUGACUCGCUUUGUCCUGGGUUUCCUGUUUCCUGUCCUGCUGGUGUCGUUCUGCUGCCGGGGCAUCUGUGUAGCGGUCCGCUCCAACCGGGCCACAGAGGAGCAGGAGAGGAGACGGGUGUCAAGACUCCUGGGGGUGGUGCUGCUCACCCUGGGGCUCUGCUACGGACCCAUCCACGUUAUUAUGCUCCUGUGGGAUCUUCUGGAGCACUGUCGGAGACCCUCCUGGCUUUUCCUGCCUUAUAAGAUCAGCAUGGCCAUGUCAGCUCUAAACAGCCUGGCUGACCCCUUCCUCUACUGUUUCAUCACCAGACUAGGCAAGGCCAACGUCACACAGGUGGUACACUUCCUCCAGGGGAGGAGAGAGGGGACCAGUCAGGAGGUGGUGUAGUGUAGUGAUACUCAACCACAAACCAGAACAUUGGAGGAGUUAAGAGAGAGACUCAUACUGUUUUGUGAGUGACAAAUAUUGACUCAUGCUUUGUCAAGACUCCAUUCCAAAAUGUAUUAUGUGAAGGACUGUUAGAUUAUACCAACGUGGAUACAUACUGUGCUGUGGUUUGGAUCAUCGUGCCAGGCUAUCACUACUAAGACGUGUUUUUCUGAAAGGAACCGUUCAAGGCUAAUGUGACUGCGUUCAUCCCUCCUCGUGACACUACAGAAGGAUGAACUUCAUUCCACUUUCACUUCAGGUUUUGUCUUGCUGUUAAUACAUUUACAGACUAGUGUUUCAGAGGAGACCAAGUGUACUAAUAUCACCAAAAAUAGAACUUAACCACAUUACUCGGUCAGCAUUCUUAUUUGACCAAAUCCUUGUCAUAACUGUCAACCUUCAUGCUGUGCCAGUGUUUUUGCUUAUUCAUGUCAAAUGUAACACUGGCAGUAGAGCAGCAUGUAAACUGUGGUAUCGGAAGCCAUCAAGUAGCAGCAUUGGGAAAGCAGUGGGAUCUCUAUUUGUAUGUAUUUGGCACCCUCUUCUUGUCUAUAUGUGCAGCCA